Molecule: messenger RNA, 681 nt
Organism: Penicillium cosmopolitanum
Lineage: Eukaryota; Fungi; Ascomycota; Eurotiomycetes; Eurotiales; Aspergillaceae
Exons: 1
Coding region: 1-681 (226 amino acids)
Source: RefSeq, a predicted model, not a curated record
AUGCGGCGCACCUAUGGCGAUGCACGGGAAGUCAAGUCGUACAGAUUGUUAGGCUCAUUGCCCAAAUUACAACACUUAAGCCUAGACCUGGACGUAUCAGAUCUUUUGCGGGACGUAUCAAACAUCCAGGGCAUCCUCGGCGAAGACAUGUGGCCUGAAGAGUCAGACGACGAGGAAUUCGACGAGGGGUGGAUUCCUUUCGAUAUGGAGGCACUUCCAAACCAUGAAUUCCACCGCGAGUUCGAUCUCGAAAUAUACGAUGUGACCCGGAGCAACGCACCCACUAACGGUCGUAUUCGCGGAGCUCUGAUCAACGCGGCAAUCGACAAAUCGCUGGCAUGUUCGAUUUUUGAAACGAUUUCAGGUGGCAAGCCUAAAGUGUCGGUUCCAUUAGAAAGACUUGACCUGAAGGCUAUCGAGGUCGGUGAAUUUGGAGGUGUGAUGUCAGACGCAACACUCGGCGUAUUCAAGACUAUCGCAAAGCAGUGGCGGGUCGAAAAAAACCCACGUUACGAUACAGAUGAACCUGUCGCAAAGGAGACGGGAGAGCCCGUGCGAUUUCUAACCCCAACCAUGACCCUACCGGAUCCUGAAAUGGCCAGAAGCUGGCGUUUGCUUUGGCCUGAAAAUGAGUCAGGAGACUGGAAGGAAGAGUGGCACAGCUUUCCACUUUCAGUCUGA